GGUGCGCGGCUCACACAUUUGGGCAGGUAUGCAGGUAACUGAGGGGGAGGGGUGGAAAAGCCACCUCUUCCUGUUUUCGCCGUCCUCACAGGGCUCGCCCCAGCUCAUGCCUCUUCCCAACGCUUCUUCUUGAUUUUUCUUCCCCAAGGGAUUAGUUUUUUUUGCAUUUUGUUCAGGGGGGCAGCACUUAAAAACAAACAGAAAUUUACCUUGCGUCUGAACACCUCGCUCCACACUCAGGAGAUCCCCGUUCAGGUAUCCCGCACUGCACGAAAAGGGCAGCCAGAAUGGACGCGUCGACCCCCCAGGCGUGUGACCAGCAGCUGUGUCAGUACCACGGGAAGUGCGUGACGGUGGACGGCGAGCCCGUCUGCGAGUGCCUGCUGGGGUACCGGGGCGCGUUCUGCCAGGACCGGGUCAGCGAGUCCAUCCGGGUGCCGCUGACGCUCGGGGUGCUGGGGGUGAUCGGCGGGGCCAUCCUCCUGGCCUUCGCCUGCAGGUUCAUAUGGAAGAGGGUGAAGACGUUUCGGAGGAAAUCUGUGGGUACUUCACAGAGGAUCGCCCUGGUGGAAAUGGUCGACAGAGGAACCUCCAGUUACAAUCAGUCGCUGUAGGAUUUCAGACCAUUUGCCUUCACUUGCCUUUCAAAUCCUUUGGAAAAACUGACGGAACAACUCUGUGAGACCCAGAAUGCACUGCACCCACUUACAUUCGCACACAGAUCUAAAAGAGGCAUUGAUGUUGACAUCACCACCAUUUUUUCCGUAAAGCUUGAAAGCUUGAAGACUUUUCAUCUGAUUGGAAGCCAUUUUGCAGACUUUGUUUUAGAUUUUAGUACAGUGGGGUGGAAUAUUGACUAACCCCCAAACCUAACAGGGUGAACUGGGUAAACAAAUGCCUGCCAGAUAAGCUUCUCCCAUCCACAGGAUCUCCACAAGGGCGGUACAGUACAUUGCCAAUCCCCUCCAUUAUAUCUGCUUCAGAGACAACUGCAGGAGCCCAUAUAUGGACAGGCAAAUUUUACAGUUACAGUAUUUUUCUCACCGCCUCUUUGCGCAAUAGUGAGCGGCUAUUUCUGUGGUAAGACAUUGAAAAAUCAAAGUUGUGUCAGGUUGUUGUUUUUCAAAAACACACUGACCAGAUUUAAUCUUCAAAACUGGAAAAACUAUUCUUAUAUAGACUCCGUUCCAGUAAUCUCAUCCAGUGGUUAAUCUGAUAAACAUUUAAGUUAAAGCUUGAGAUAGAGAAAUUUUCAUUGAAAAUAAUCUUGAGCCUAAAACCAAUAACUUAUUUAAAUGUAAUUAAAGUGAGUAUAUUAAUGAAAACAUUUUUUUUUAAUUGUGUGACUGCAUACAUUUUGUAACAGUGACAGUGAUAUAAACCACAUUACUUUAAGGUUUACAUUACUGUGCCCUUAUCUGUAAACACUGCCCUUAUCUGUGAAUCUGAUUUGGUAGCUAUUAAUAUUAGUUUACCUGAACAAAUAUUCAAAUCUGCAGUAUUUUUCUGUCACCUUUCUGACAGAGCUGCUUCUGUGCUGCUGUCUGAUUUUUUUAAACUUUUUUUUUAAACAAACGCCUUUUUUUACAUCAAGCACUAUGGAUAUUCCCAUACUGUAUACUUUAUCAACUGUGCAAAGAAAUGCCCCUUGGUAUAACUUUGAUUACAUUCCUUUAACAGAAAUUCUAAUUGUUUCAGUUAAAUUAUCAAAGUUGCAUCAGCACUGAAAAGAGCUUAAUAUUGCUAUGGAAAAAUAGCAUAUGCUACCUCUGGUUUUAUACUUGCUCAUUACUCACUCCACGAAUGAGUCCAUAAAUCUGAGGUUUAUAUCUUUGAGCUUGUACCUGUAUUUAACAACAACAACAACAACAACAACAGCAACAAAAAGUUCAGAAAGAUGACUUGGAUCACUAAAUAAAAUGAAAAUGUUCAUGAACACUGA
Messenger RNA from Anguilla anguilla (European eel), 1942 nucleotides. Its product is annotated as fibropellin-3-like. The record is from RefSeq and is a predicted model, not a curated record. The transcript is spliced from 3 exons. NCBI's taxonomy places the organism in Eukaryota, Metazoa, Chordata, Actinopteri, Anguilliformes, Anguillidae. The coding region runs from base 288 to 614 and encodes 108 amino acids.